UCGAGUCGAUGCUGUGACUCACUCACAUGAGAGAGAUGCAUUCACCUCAGCGGCGUACACGCGCUCACAUCUCUCUCCCUAUCACUGGAAUUAAACAUUGUCUUGGAUAAAAAAAGUUCGCCAAUAAGAAGAAUAUUUAGCAGUUGAACGAUGGCGUUUAUGGUGAAACACGUGGUGGGCGGUCAGUUGAAGAAUCUGACAGGAGGUCUGACAGAAGAGAAACCCGACGGAGAGAAAUCUGAGGCGGCAGCUAAAGGAAUGACUGAAGAAGAGUUUGAACAAUAUCAACAACAACUAGAGGAGGAGAAGCAAGAGCGAGAUGCCAAUUUUGCCCAGCGGAAAGCUGAGAGAGCCACGCUCAGAACUCACUUCAGAGACAAAUACAGAUUACCAAAGAACGAGACGGAUGACACGCAGAUUCAGGCUGCACAGGAUGACGUUGAGCUUCCCACUGAGCUGGCCAAGAUGAUCGCUCAAGAUAAUCAGGAGGAAGAGCACAAGCAGUCUGUCCUGGGACAUCUGACCAACAUUCAGAACGUGGACGUGGGUCAUCUGAAGGGUAAAGCUCAGGCCACACUCGAGGACCUGAAGAACUCCGCUGAGAAGUGUUCACUCAUGUGAUGGUCUCUCUCUUUUCUUCAUCAUCAUCAUCGCUCGCUCGCCGCAUGUGUCAGUCAUCAAUAUUAAAUGUGACCUGUUUGUUUCAUGAUGUUUUUAGGAGUGAACACGUCUGGUGUGCCUGCUGUUUGAUAAAUGUGUUUAUUUAUCAUGAAGAAACUCUAUAUGCAGAUGAGACAUGGGGGGUUAUUGUCAUGAAUCACAUGUCACAUCACGUGAGUUCUGAUCGUCGCACAUAUGUUGUUUGAUUUCAUGUGUGAUGAUGAGCUGUUAGAGUUUAUUCAAGCAAUAGCGUGAGUUGAUGUUUCUGCACCUUUGACCCCGUGCCCUUUGACCUUUCAUUGUUUUGUGCAGAUGGUUCGGUGUGGUCUGUUAGUUUUUCCUCUUGUGGACCGAGCUUCACCAUCUCUGAGAGCACAAUCUGUGUGAAUUGUGUUUGCGUACACGAGCCGAGUCAGUAUCAAGUGUGACGCGCAACUUCAUACUUUUAUUUACAAAGGAAAUAACAUUGAGGCACUUUUGUGUGACUUGUGAUAGUCGUCUGGAUGAAGCCAUGCGGGAUUGUGGUUUUGUAAUAAAAGCUCCUUCCGUCUAGUGAUAUUCGCAAAUAAAUAAAGCAAUAUAACUGAUCCUGAUACAGGACAGAGCUGACAGCCAAUAAUAAUAAACGGGGAACAGAAGUCUGAACAGGGUCGAUGUUGAUCUCCCUUUAACUGUAUUUCACCUGAUAGAUGAUUAUUUAUGUAUGUACACCCGAUGUUAUGUAUUCCUGUAUUUAUUCUGCUGUCAUUUCUAGACCUUCAUGACUGUUGAAACUGUAAUAAAUAUAAAAUUUGUACUAAGA
Triplophysa dalaica is the source of this 1462-nucleotide messenger RNA. RefSeq names its product complexin 3b (gene cplx3b). The record is from RefSeq and is a predicted model, not a curated record. NCBI's taxonomy places the organism in Eukaryota, Metazoa, Chordata, Actinopteri, Cypriniformes, Nemacheilidae. Gene Ontology annotation, cellular component: terminal bouton; SNARE complex. Bases 151 to 621 code for a protein of 156 amino acids. The transcript is spliced from 3 exons. Gene Ontology annotation, biological process: neurotransmitter transport; synaptic vesicle exocytosis; regulation of neurotransmitter secretion. Gene Ontology annotation, molecular function: syntaxin binding.